Molecule: messenger RNA, 985 nt
Organism: Aphanomyces astaci
Lineage: Eukaryota; Oomycota; Saprolegniomycetes; Saprolegniales; Verrucalvaceae
Exons: 4
Coding region: 349-840 (163 amino acids)
Source: RefSeq, a predicted model, not a curated record
CCCUUUUGAUGUUGUGUUGGAUUUUCACCAAGAUCCAACUGCAGCUGCCAUGGAAGCCUACUUGCGCGGCGCCUCAGGUACAUGGCUCCACACUGAUCGUCCAAGACGAGAUGAUGUUGCAUGUACACUAGGAUGGCGACUUGUGCCUCCGAUUCUCGAUCACAUCGCGGCCUGUCAAGUGUCGUUGCUGGAUGAAUUGAUCGCCAAAGCCUGUGACAAACAAUCUAGCGAGCAUCUCGUCCGUGUCAUGGAGCGAGUACAUACGUCCUUGACGAGCGUCCACAGUCGUAAUCGUCGACGACGUAGGCGGCGACAUCCCCAUCGACAUUUGACCUGUCGAACGAGCAAAUGCAAAAUGUCGCGUGUAGUCUACCGUUUAUCGUUCGAGGCCUGGCGUUGCAGAACCUGACGUAUCCCAUGACGGACUCGACUACGCCGUCCGACGAGACCGCCGCAUGGAACGCCGCGUUGGCUCAGCUGCAGCGGGCGUUGGGCUCCAUCCCGCACCGCGACGUCGUGGCCAUCACGCUCUUGAAGCGGUGGAAGCGGCAUCUCAAACUCGCGUCGUCGCAUGCGACUGCCGAAGGGGUUUCGUCGUCGCCACACAAGGCGUUUGGGUCUGUGGAGCCCACUUUUGAGCAUUUGAACUGGAAACUUCGACUGGUGAUGAGAGGUCCCCCCACGUUGGCGCCGCCGUCCGUCUCGGUCCGCCUCCAGUGGGCAGCUGCUUCAGACAACACCACCACAACCUCCCACGUCAUGGACUUGACCGUGUCUGCCUUUCAGGAAUUGCAUGCGUCGUGGCAAGCGUUGGCAGUAGCUAUGGGAGACCAGCCCUAAACCAAAGCUGUAUACUACUAGUAGUGUUAUACGUAUAGGUUCCAACCUCGACAGUUCGUGCUAGUUUGUACUAGUGGAAUUACACUGGAUCGUCGUGCCGUAUAGUGUAUAUGUAUUGCGACAAGUGAUAUUUCACAACCAGCCG